Messenger RNA from Pseudophryne corroboree (corroboree frog), 3360 nucleotides. RefSeq lists its product as uncharacterized. The record is from RefSeq and is a predicted model, not a curated record. Bases 1291 to 2505 code for a protein of 404 amino acids. Gene Ontology annotation, molecular function: nucleic acid binding. The transcript has 2 exons. Gene Ontology annotation, biological process: DNA integration. NCBI's taxonomy places the organism in Eukaryota, Metazoa, Chordata, Amphibia, Anura, Myobatrachidae.
AUCAAGAGCAUUUACAGCAUCUGGAUGAAGUUUUCGGUCGACUCGCCAAUUAUGGGUUUAAACUGAAGCCAUCUAAGUGCUAUUUACUCAAGUCCAAGGAACAAUACUUAGGCCAUAUUGUCAGCGCCAAGGGGGUGGAGCCUGACCCCGAAAAAGUAAGAGCGGUAAGAGACUGGCCUAUCCCUACAACGAUCCGAGAUGUAAGACGCUUCUUGGGAUUCGUAGCUAUUAUAGAAGGUUUAUAGCCAAUUUUGCGAAAAUUGCCGCUCCACUACACGAACUGUUGAGAAACGAUUCAGGAAAUGAAAUAAGGAGGAAUACCAUCAUCAAGUGGACGAAUCGCCAGGAUGAAGCAUUUGAGAGAUUGAAGACAUUACUUACAGAAGCCCCACUCCUAGCUUAUCCCAACUAUGAGAUUCCAUUUAAAGUGUAUACCGAUGCAAGUACUCAAGGUUUGGGCGCGGUCUUGGCACAAGAUCAGGAAGGAAAAGAAAGAGUAAUUGCUUACGCAAGUAGGGGGCUAAGGAAAACCGAAAGGAAUGAUGAAAAUUACAGUGCCUUCAAACUAGAACUAUUAGCACUGAUUUGGGCCGUAACAGAUAAAUUUAAAGAUUACCUGGCUGCAACUCCGUGUGUUAUCUAUACGGAUAAUAACCCCCUAGCACACCUCCAGACAGCGCGGUUAGGGGCGUUAGAACAGAGAUGGAUGGCCCGGCUGGAAAACUUCCAAUAUCGAAUCAAAUUCAGGAGUGGACGGUCUAAUGUUAAUGCCGAUGCACUAUCUCGACUGCCCGAAAGUCCGGAAGAAGAAGUAGAGGAUCAAUGGGAAGAAGUAGAAAUCCCUAUGUUCGGACCAGGACCAAGUAAACAACGGGUGGCGGUUAUUAACCAUACAGAAAUCCUCAUCUCUGCAGUAACUGAUGACAUUCUAAGUCAGCAUGAUAUGGAUUGGAAAAAGAUUCAAGAUGGAAGUCCAGUACUGCGACAACUCAAACAAAUCAUUUCUACAAGAAAAAUUCCAAGCAGGACCGAACGACAAGGAUUAGAUCCCGAGCUCCUUCAGUUACUAAGGCAUAGGGAUCGCGUUAGUUAUGCCCAGGGGAUUAUGGUCCGCAGCACUAUAGACCCAAGAACCCACCAGGCUGUGAAUCAGAUUAUAGUGCCGCAACAACAGAAGGAUCAGAUAUUACAAGCCUAUCACGACCGUUCCGGGCAUUUUGGAGUCAAGAAGACCGAGACAGCCAUAAGAAAGAAAUUCUUUUGGGUCGGCUUACGGUUGGAUAUAGAGAAAUGGAUAGAAAGGUGUUCUGCCUGUGUGGUGAGAAGAGACGUUCAGCCGGGGCAGAAAGCACCAUUACAUCCCAUUUCUUGGACCUCGUAGCCUUGGAUCAUGUCAAGUUAGGGCCUAGUAAUGCCGGAUAUCAAUAUGCCCUCAUGAUUAUCGAUCAUUACUCCAAAUUUAUUGUAACAGUUCUGGUCCGGGAUAUCACCGCCAAAACCACAGCAGAAAUCUUCUUGAAGAGUUUUGUCCGACCAUAUGGGUAUCCGGAACGCGUUUUAACGGAUCAAGGCCCCGCGUUCGAAUCGUUGCUGUUUACAGAAUUGUGCAAAAUCUAUGGGUGUAGGAAACUUCGGACCACCCCAUACCACCCACAAAGUAAUGGGUUAUGCAAACGAGCAAACCAGACCCUAUUGGAAAUGAUCCGGUCGAUUCCGUUGCCCCAAAGACUAAACUGGCCUGCGUUGUUGCCAGAAUUGACCUAUCUUUAUAAUAAUAUGGAACAGGCAUCUACUGGGUAUACACCAUACUACCUUUUGUUCGGAAGGCUGGGAAAACUACCCGCAGAUCUUGAGUUAAAUACGAUCCCGGAAGAUGCCCUCGUCCCACAAACCGAAUGGGUGAUGGAGCAUAAACGUCGCAUUGAGGAAGCUAAGGAAGUGGUAGAAAGGAAGAUGGAAGAAGUACAUCGAAGACAGGAGGAUUAUUACAACAGAGAUGCGCUGGCUGAACCAUUACAAGUCGGAGAUAGGGUCUGGAAAAAGAACACUCAGCGUAAGAACAAAUUGGAUAAUAAAUGGGAACUCAUACCAUAUAUAGUAAUUAACCUUCCCACUCCGGACACCGUUGUCUAUGAGAUAAAGAAGGAAGAAGGAAUUGAAAGUAGAACGAUAAUGGUACAUCGAAAUCAGCUCAAGCUAUGCGUAUCCAAAGCAAUGUCAGAGGGUGUACAAAGAGAAACCAUUCCGGCAAUAAAAAGUUGGGAAGAUGCAAACCGUUAUCCUUUACGAGAUCCAGUUGAAUUAUUACUAUUUAUGGGUGGGCCCUUUCCAUCCAGUAGAGGAGUUGUAGAUGCCCUACCGCCUGCAAGCACCCCAGUGAAUGAGAACGUCAUGGAACCCAAACCGGUUCAGGAAAAUGAGGAUGAGAUCAAUAUGGAAAUAAGCUCAAAAAGGCCAGUUAGAAGCACUAGGGGAGUCAAACCACUCCGGUUUAGACAAUUGUAAGUCCACUCUAAGUAUGCAUGAGAUAUUGUAUCACACUGAUUUAAGUCAUUAGUAUAUGCAGUAAUUUAGGAAAAUUGUAAGACAUUUUGUAACUGUUCGGUGGAAAAGUAAGAUGCAUGAGGACAAGCAUCAUUUAAGUGGGGCUGAAUGUGGUGCCCCACUGCCGUGAAGAUGAUAAUUGUGCACCACGGUAGUAAAUAUAGUGGUAUUGUUGUCACCCACUGGGCAGUGAAUUUAUUGUAUCUAAAUUUAUUGUAUUUAUUGUAUUGAAUUUAUUGUAUCUAAAAAUCUGUACUGCAUGAACAAUAGUCUGGGGGGACCCGCACAUGGGGGAUAUGGAGAGAGACUGGCCCUGCACAAGAAUAAAACUGUUGGGUCCCGGCGGAAGGAUACGGGGACUCGGGGAAAGGAGGUGAAGGGGAGUGAGGACGAGUCAGUUGGCAGUUGAGCAACGGAAGAGAGGGGGUCUGAGCUAACGAAGCAGGGGAAGCGCUGUAAGGCUAUGGAGCUUGAGGACAGGGUUUGGUCUCCCUUCGCGAUCAGCGACUCUCACCCGGUGUUUGGCACCCAGCAGCAGUAGCGAUGUGAGCUCUCCCUCGGCAGCAGUGAGCGGAAAAUCCACGCCGGCGGGACCCGGGACGCAAGCCUCCAGCGGCGGUGGUGAGGAGCUGAGCUGAGGCGGCUGGCAGUGACGCAGAGAUCCGGAGGGAGAGGAGAGGAGCGGCCUGUUGGUUGGUCAGUAUGGUUAUGGGCAGAGACUGAUGACGUCAUUUGUGGGCUUCAUUCUCUUGUGUCUGGAUGCCGCAAGUAUCAUGUGGGUGUCUGGUGUCGGGGAAUAGGUGAGCUAAAACGUUU